Klebsormidium nitens is the source of this 612-nucleotide messenger RNA. NCBI's taxonomy places the organism in Eukaryota, Viridiplantae, Streptophyta, Klebsormidiophyceae, Klebsormidiales, Klebsormidiaceae. The record is from the annotation of a GenBank genome assembly.
AUGGUACUCUUUUCGACAUGGUGGUUCCCAGGAAAGGAGGAGCGGCAAAAGGACGAGGUCGUUUUCCGACUAGUGGAGGUUGAACUCCACGCUGAGAGCGUCGUAAAUGGUAAAAGGCUGGACGAUUAUCAGACCAUCGUGCCGGUCCUUCAAAAGGGUGGUUUACCACCUGACGCAGCAUUCUUAAUUGCUCUUGAAUACGUCGGCAUGCUAUGCUGCAGAGCCCCGGACACGAAGAAGCCCCCGGCAAUCCUGACAGGGGUUGUGGCCGGUCUGCUCGAACAAGCUUCGUUGGUGGACUUGAAGCACCAGUCAAAGCUCCUCGCUCAAGCGGAAGAGGAGAGCGAGGCAGCUGUGCCGGUGAUUAGUGCUCACAAAGCAGCUGUGAUCGGCAGGCUGCGGGAGCAGGUACUGAAGCUCGAGGCGCGGGCGGUCGAGGCAGAGGCGAAGGUGCUCGAGCUGCAAGAAACGCUUCGGACCGCCCAAGCGCAGCUGGCAGAGCACGAGCUGCUCCCGAGAGAGAAACCGAAGAACCGCGGCCUCUGGGGAGCCUCGAAGCCCUUUGUUCCGAAUGAAGUACCGGUAGUCGUUCAGCGUGUUUCACUCACUUGA